Messenger RNA from Homarus americanus (American lobster), 1119 nucleotides. Its product is annotated as serine/threonine-protein kinase fray2-like. The record is from RefSeq and is a predicted model, not a curated record. NCBI's taxonomy places the organism in Eukaryota, Metazoa, Arthropoda, Malacostraca, Decapoda, Nephropidae.
AUGGAAGGAAAUGGAGUGGAAGGUGAGCCGGAUACCUGGACCCGGAGCAGGAACGGGAGCAGGAACAGGAACAGGACUCGGAACAGGACUAGAAACAGGAACAGGAUUAGAAACAGGAACAGAACCAGGAACAGGAACAGGACUAGAAACAGGAACAGGAGCAGAAUCAGGAACAGGAACAGGACUCGGAGCAGGAACAGGACUAGAAACAGGAACAGGAUUAGAAACAGGAACAGAACGGACAGGAACAGGAAGAAACAGGACAGAACCAGGAACAGGAACAGGACUAGAAACAGGAACAGGAGCAGAAUCAGGAACAGGAACAGGACUCGGAGCAGGAACAGGACUAGAAACAGGAACAGGAUUAGAAACAGGAACAGAACCAGGAACAGGAACAGGACUAGAAACAGGAACAGGAGCAGAAUCAGGAACAGGAACAGGACUCGGAGCAGGAACAGGACUAGAAACAGGAACAGGAUUAGAAACAGGAACAGAACCAGGAACAGGAACAGGACUAGAAACAGGAACAGGAGCAGAAUCAGGAACAGGAACAGGACUCGGAACAGGAUUCGGAACAGGAUCAGAGCAGGACCAGGAAAAGAAAAACUUAAAGGUGGAGCGAUAAGGAGGCGAUAUGAGCUGUGCAACGAGAGAGAGAGAGAGAGAGAGAGAGAGAGAGAGAGAGAGAGAGAGAGAGAGAGAGAGAGAGAGAGAGAGAGAUAUCACCAAACUCUAGUUGAUCCAGAUUUUAGAUGGGGGAGAGGAUGGAACGCUAGAGACGGCCACACCUGUUCCCCAUCCCAAAGAAAUGCCGGGUACCAGACGCCACAAGGACAGUCGUUACUGCCAGUCAGCCCAAUGCAGGAAGACAUUCCUAGUCGGCAGUGCAAAUUUUCCUGCCACAGAAGCUGCCGAGAAAAAUUACCAGGAAAGCAAAUCAGAGAUACCAAGGAUGAGAUAUUGCUUCACCUUCCUGUUGCAUCAUGCAAUAUAGAACCUGCAGCACCUGGAACCAAGAAGGCUGAGCAGGCUAGACGCCUCCAAUUUCAGCAUAAGAACAGUGCUUCAUUUGUGGGUCAAAAAAACCCUGACAGCUCAACGAAGGGAGACGUUGACUGA